CACGGCCGACAGUGCGCCUCGCGUGCUCUCGACAUGGUUGUGCCGUGGACCUCCGCUGUGGUGGCGGUGAUUCUCCUGGCCGGCCCGGCACGCGCUGCCACCGACGGCGAUGGUGCCGCCCGAGAGCUGUUCGACAGAUACUUCGACUGGCGGAUGCAGGACAACCCGGAGUUCGCCACCGUGGUUGGCAACCACAGCUACGACGACCGGCUGACUUCUGUGUCGAUGUCGGCGCACCGUUCCAGGCUGACGCAGAUGCAGUCGUAUCUGAUUGAGGUGUCGAAGCUGUUGAAGGACGACCUCAGCUACCACACCAGGGUCAGCGCCACCGUACUGAGGGACAACUUAGUCGCCUUCGUAGACGGAGAAACGUACAAAGGAUACCUCUUCCCAUCAACAUAUCUAUACAGCGUCGGAAAAGCUCUGAGCAAAGUGAUAAAACACAUGCCUUUUAAAAACGAGCAAGACUAUCGCAACCUUCUAAAAAGGUAUGGCGCGUUUCCGAGAAAAGUGGAGGAAGUCAUCAUGCUGCUCAGAAUGGGCAUUGAGGAAGGAAUGGUGCUGCACAACGUUUCAAUGGAGACACUGCCAGCACAACUGCGCGCACAGAACGUCUCCCUUGACGACUCCAGCUACUUCGCGCCGUUCCUGAAGAUGCCUGAAGAAAUUCGGGAUCCGGUCCGUUCUGAGCUGCAGAUGAAAGGGCGGCAGGCUGUCCAAAUUGAAGUUAUCGGUCAUCUGCUGAAGCUAGCGGACUUUGUUGAGUCGGAAUACCUGCCGAACACCAGGGAGGAGGUAGCUGUGACGUCACUGCCCAACGGGCCGGCGUUCUACGAGGCGUGUCUCCGGUAUCACACCUCGACAAAACUCACGGCGGAGGAGAUCCAUCAGAUGGGCUUGGAUGAAGUGGAAAGGAUUGAGGGCGAAAUGAAAAAGAUAGCCACCAGUCAGGGAUUCCGUGGUGCCAACACUAGUUCGUUUUCGGAGCAGCUGCGAAGCGACCCAUCCAACUACCACAGCAGUCCCGAGGCACUAAUGGCAGGCUUCACGGACAUGAUUCAGAACCGCAUACAACAACACCUGCCUGCUGUCGUCUGGGAACUGCCAGUCGAUGACGUCAUCGUGGAGAUGAAGCCAAUCAGCCAAAAGAAGGCAAUUUUCGCGUCAUACCGGCCUCCAGCGUUCGACGGCUCGCUGCCAGGCAGAUUCCAGGUCAACGUUAACCUGUUUGACAAGACGCCCAAAUACGAGAUGAUGGCUCUGGCCCUGCACGAGGCCAACCCGGGCCACCACCUCUACUUCUCCGCCCUCAAACAGAACAACGGUUUGCCGCGGUUUCGGCGCGCCCACGGCGACGCCGGCGAGACUAGCAUGUCGCCCUCUCGUCUGCUUUCCAACACGGCCCUCGUCGAGGGCUGGGCACUGUAUGCCGAGUCGCUGGGCGAGGCCCUGACCCUGUACGACGGCCACCCCAUCGAGAGGUAUGGCGGCUACAGUCUGGAGAUUCUACGCGCUUGCCGCCUUGUCGUCGACACUGGACUCCACGCUUUCAACUGGACUCAAGAGAUGGCGCUCAAUUACAUGCUGGAGCAUACGGCAUCGCCUCGCGAGCGGUUAGAGAAUGAGGUCCGACGCUACGUCACUUGGCCAGGCCAAGCCACUGCGUAUAAGGUGGGGGAGCUACGUCUGAAAGAGCUCCGUGCCAGAGCCAUCAAGCGGCUGGGGCAAAAGUUUGACUUGCGCAACUUCCACCAGGUGGUGCUGGAUUGCGCCGGACCGCUGUCGGUAGUGGAGAACUGUGUCAAUAAAUACAUUGCGUACGAUGGGCAGUGGGAUGAAGUGCUUGGGUCCAGUGCGGAAACUCCGGCGGCUUGUCUUGUUCCCUAUGCGACUGUGUUGAGCAUUCUCGUUGUAUGCCGCUUUGUUCAGUGGUGAGUGCGACGGGUUUGAAUCGCGUUGCCGACGACGCUGGACAAAGACGAACACGAGUGACAAAGUGGGGCAUAUGUAAUCGGCGUGGGAAAAGGCACGCCCCAGCUCCGGUGAUAAGUGCUCAGUUCACUUGCCAAAAAAGGAGGGACAAAAUAUGUUGCAAUACAAUUAAGGAGCAAGUCCUUCCGCCCCUCGGUACUCCACCUAUCUCUUUGUCAGCCUCGUAGAAUGUUUAAUUGUUGAUCUUGAUGCUGUGGAUCCUGGCUUCUGACUUUUGAUAUUACGUCACAAUUCAUCUUAACAUAUUACUUGGCUUUUGCUGUGAAGAAUCCACUUAUCUACGCAUGUGUGCCAUCUUUCUCAUCUCAGCUUGUGUUGACUGCGGUCGAAUAUAUUGACGUUGUCACAGUG
Pollicipes pollicipes is the source of this 2343-nucleotide messenger RNA. RefSeq lists its product as uncharacterized. Bases 34 to 1935 code for a protein of 633 amino acids. NCBI's taxonomy places the organism in Eukaryota, Metazoa, Arthropoda, Thecostraca, Pollicipedomorpha, Pollicipedidae. The record is from RefSeq and is a predicted model, not a curated record. The transcript is spliced from 11 exons.